Molecule: messenger RNA, 2270 nt
Organism: Ricinus communis (castor bean)
Lineage: Eukaryota; Viridiplantae; Streptophyta; Magnoliopsida; Malpighiales; Euphorbiaceae
Exons: 1
Coding region: 778-1746 (322 amino acids)
Source: RefSeq, a predicted model, not a curated record
ACCAUAAAAGUGAGAAAUAUUGCCGACCCAUUUUGAGUUUUUGCCUCAAUCCUCUUCUAGAUGUGUAUUUUUAUCAGCCAGAAGCUCCUUGUUUCUGUGUGCAGUUUAGCAAACUUAUAGUGGUUUAUUGCAGUUAUAAUAUGUUCUUUUGUUAGUGCAUGUUAGCAUGUGAGUUUUGGGUAAAAUGAUUGAUAGUACGUAUGCCAAAAAUAUAUAUAUAUAUGUAAUUGUGUACAAGUAUAUGGCUUAGUUUAUGCUGCGGGGUUAUAUAUAUUUAUAUAGUAGGAAAAAGAAAAAGCUCUGCAGUUUUUAUAAUCAUGCUUCAUGAUUUGAGAAUGUGAUUUUCAGAGAAAAGAGAGCUUUUUGGAUAGGUAUUAGCAAGUGGCAUAAGGAGUGUGCUACUGGAUUCUUGUUAUUUGGCAGAUAAAGUUAGGAAUGUUUAUGUUGUUUAUGAAGUAUAUUUGUGGCAUGAGUAUAGUGUUUCUGGGUUUUUGUUAUUUGGCAGAAUACAGUUAGGAAUGUUUAUGUUGUUUGUGAAUAUAUUUGCUAAAAUGAAGAAGUGAGUUUGAUGUUUCUUUUGAGUUUCAUUGUUCUUGGGCUUGACAAGAUUAGGACUAGUCGGAGUAGCUCUUAUGACUGAGCUUGUCACUCGCUUUCCUGACUUCUUCUUGUAGCAGUUUCUUGAAAGUGAUUUCAAGUUAUUUAUGCUAACUUUGUUCUUCUGAUAAGUCUUUUUGGGUAUUUUGAGUAGAUUUGAUGUGAUUAGGUUAUAGAAAGAUGAAAUCUUUGAGUAGUGUAGGACUUGGUUUGAGUAUAGUUUUUGCUUGUCUUUUACUAGCGCUUGUUGCUGAGCUUUACUACUUGUUAUGGUGGAAGAGAAGAAUUACUAACAGAGAGAUUGGAGAUGAUUAUAGUAGCCCAGCACGAGAGCUUUUCUAUAUGUUCUGUUUGAAAAAACCAUCUUCUUUGAGGCACUCUCAAGAACUAUGUUCUUCAGUAAGAAUAACAGAUACUCUUGUCCACCAUGAGGAAGAUUCUGAGCUUAAUUUAAACACAAGCAAAGAUUUUUUGUUCAAGCCUUUUGGUGAUGAUCCUGUGGAGACAGAGCUGAUGAGAUUGAAUAGUAUUUCAGGUCCACCAAGAUUUCUCUUCACAAUUAUUGAAGAAACAAAGGAGGAUUUAGAAUCUGAAGAUGGCAAGUCUAGAGCUGAUAAUAAAGGGUCAAGAAGUAGAAGUUUGAGUGAUUUGAUUCUCAAUAUGGAGACUCCUUAUCUAACCCCACUUGCUUCUCCCCCAUUUUUCACUCCUCCACUUACUCCUAUGGACUCGAAUUACAGCCAGAGUAGAUUCCACCAUCUCUUUGAAUCAGUAGCAGAUGCAGAGUUUAACAAGAUAAGGUCAUCACCACCUCCAAGAUUCAAGUUCUUACAGGAUGCAGAGGAGAAACUCCUCAGAAAAAAAGUAAUGCAAGAAGCAGAAAACAAGGUUCAAAAGAAUGAUGGAUUUCCUCACGAUUAUGGAAAUAAGCCUACUAGUUCAAAAUUCAUAAAAGAUGAAGAUGAUGGGCCUUUUAUUACCAUCAUUGUUGAUAGGAACAAAGAAAGAGAGCUUAAUCAUCAAAAUCACCAACAUCCACAGUUCCAUUCAAGCACUUCUUCGCAGGUACUUCCUCUUGCUUCUUCACCUUCAAGUUUCACAUCAGCAAACAAGAAAAAUCCCAUUUUCGACAAGGAUUAUGCUUCAUGAUCAAUUAAAAGAAAUAUGGGACUUGUUUUCUUUCUUUCUUUUUUUUUCUUUAAUUAUAUUAGAAGUUAAUUAGUUUUGUUUUUAGGAUUUUUUUCUUUUUCUUUUUUUGUUUAAUAUAUUUUGGAGGUGUUUCUGAGGAUGGCAUUGAAAGGUUAAUGUUGAAAAAAACCUUGUGCAAUGUUAUGUCAAAAAAAUUUCAAGUGGAAGAGGGAGACAACAACAUUCUCUGCAUUAUAAUUGUUGCAAUGUGGCAACUGCAAGUGGUAGACUAGUGGGGUAACUUGUUUUAUGCAAUCUCCAUGUCUGCCUGAGCUGUCUUAUACAUGUAAUCAUUCUGGUGAGUGAUGGUACUACUGCUGUUUGCCUGUUUUUGUCCACGAAACAAGCACUGUAAAAAAGAAAGGGAAAAAAAAGAAAAGAAAAAAGAACAGGAGAAAAGAAAUAGAUGGAUUUCUUUCAAGACAAGUGCAACUUACUUUCUUUUCUUUCUUUCCUUUCAAUUCAAUGCUUUGUUUCUUUCGUCU